Molecule: messenger RNA, 1363 nt
Organism: Amborella trichopoda
Lineage: Eukaryota; Viridiplantae; Streptophyta; Magnoliopsida; Amborellales; Amborellaceae
Product: BURP domain-containing protein 3-like
Source: RefSeq, a predicted model, not a curated record
UUGCAUCAUUUUCAACAAUAAACCCCAAUACAGAGGGAGCAUUGACUGCAUGAGAGAGGGAUAGUGAGGGAGGGGACGCAUGUCCAACAUGCAGUUGAACCGUUUCAGAUUCCAUGGCCCAUUUGCCCACCCUCCUUGUCCUACAUGAAUGAGACCUAACGCCCCAUGGCAAACAUGCACUUCAAAAGCUGCCUCUCAAUUACUCACUAUCUAUGUUUACCAUUCCUCGUCCAAUAUAAAUGGUUCACUUCACUGCAAAAAUCAAACAAACUCAGGAAACCAGCAGCCUUAUUGCUUUGUAGUCCACAAGGAUCAUGGAUAGGCUUUCUUUUACUUUUGCAUGUGCCCUACUUCUUCUUGCGGAAAGGCUUAGCCACUACCAUGUGGCGGCGACACCAGAGAGGUAUUGGGCUCAGGCAUUCCCUAACACUAGAAUUCCUGAUGUUAUUGGCUCCCGCUUUCGCCCCGUACCAUCAGAACUGCUGCGUAUGGGUUCGGGCAAUCGAGAUCCCCGCUUCUUCUACUCCGACUUCUCUAAAGAGAAUCAUGAUCCAAGAGAAACCACCCUCUUCCUAGAAAAAGACCUCAAACUAGGAAUGAACAAAAUUCUCUACUUUCGCAAGUCGGAAUUCAGUUGUGCCUCUCCUUUCCUUUCCCGUGAGGAUGCAGAUGCCAUACCUUUUUCGUCUGCUGAGCUCCCACACAUCUUACAGCGCUUCUCGUUUUCUCCCGCUUCUAGUGAGGCCGUAGAAGUCGGUGUUACUCUAAAAUGGUGCGAAUCAUUGGAAGUCGGGGAGAAAUGCGUCACUUCUCUAGAGGCCAUGAUAGACUACGCUACCCCCUCUGCUCAGGACCAUAACAUUACAUUGCUCCACACUAGCAUCAGCAAGGCUUCUGAGCUCCAAGCUUAUACUGCAACAAACGUGCAGAGAGUGCCUACUAAGCCAAGCUCCACAGGGUGCCAUAACUUGCCUUAUCCUUAUGCUGUGUACUAUUGCCACUCUAUAGGCGAAGGAAGAAUCUACGAGGUGAGCUUGAAAGGGGAAGAUGGGAGCACAGUAGAAGCAAUUGCAAGUUGCCAUGGCCACACUAAGAAUUUUGAACCAUUUCCAAUUUGGUUUCAAGCCCUCCCUGCAGGCAAAAAGGCGGAUCAAAACAAUUAUGCUUGCCAUUUCUUACCAGAUACCCACAUCAUAUGGGCUUCUGUUUAAUUCCUCAUGAUGUGAGGAUGCACUCAAAAUAACUCAUGCUACCUAUAUGUUGGAAAAGUAACGAUGUAUGCAGGAUCUUAAAAAAGUGUGGCUCAUGUUGAAUUAUUUUCAACUAGGGUAAACAUGAACACCGUUGGGUUGGAAUUAUUACA